Triticum dicoccoides is the source of this 1637-nucleotide messenger RNA. Its product is annotated as putative DNA glycosylase At3g47830. The transcript is spliced from 5 exons. Gene Ontology annotation, biological process: base-excision repair. Gene Ontology annotation, molecular function: catalytic activity. Lineage: Eukaryota; Viridiplantae; Streptophyta; Magnoliopsida; Poales; Poaceae. Bases 74 to 904 code for a protein of 276 amino acids. The record is from RefSeq and is a predicted model, not a curated record.
ACGGGCUCACCACUUGCCCUUCCCCACCACCCGCAUCGCCGGCGACCGCCGCCUCUACGACGCAGCCGGCAAGAUGACCCGGAAGCCCAAGCGGAAGCUGCCGGCCUCGCCGUCGAGGCGCGACUCUCCGCUGGAGCCCUACCAUGGCCACGCUGCCCCCUCCCCCGCGGAAUGCCUGGCCGUCCGCGACGCCCUCCUCGCCUUCCAUGGCUUCCCCGACGAGUUCGCGCCCUUCCGCCUCCUCCGCCUCGGCCUCUCGCCGGAGGACGAGGGCGACCAGCCGCCUCCGCGUCCGACCGUCCUCGACGGGCUCGUCACCACCCUCCUCUCGCAGAACACCACCGACGCCAUCUCCCGCCGCGCAUUCGCCUCCCUCAAGGCCGCCUUCCCCUCCUGGGACCAGGUGGUGGACGAGGAGGGGAUGGGGCUGGAGGACGCCAUCCGGUGCGGCGGCCUGGCGGCGACGAAGGCUGCGAGGAUCCGGGCGAUGCUGAGGGGCGUGAGGGAGAAGAGGGGCGCCAUUUGCCUUGAGUACCUGCGGGAUCUGUCCGUGGAUGAGGUGAAGAGGGAGCUCUCACAGUUCAAGGGGAUUGGACCGAAGACUGUGGCAUGUGUCCUGAUGUUCUAUCUUCAAAAGGAUGACUUUCCUGUAGAUACUCAUGUACUCCGCAUUACAAAGGCUAUUGGUUGGGUUCCUCCAACAGCUACUAGGGAGAAGGCAUACAUUCAUCUGAAUAAUAAGAUUCCCGAUGAUCUGAAGUUUGACUUGAAUUGUCUAUUUGUUACUCAUGGGAAGCUUUGUCAAUCGUGUACAAUAAAGUUAGGAGUCCAGAAACCCAAGGAUGUCAACGCUGUUUGUCCCUUAGCAAGCUACUGUUGUAUCAAAGAAGAAAUUCAGGAAUAGCCAAGGAAAUGGUGUUUCCAGAAGAGGUCGUAACCUCCCAAUAACCCAACAUCACUAAUGGUAGGAAGAUUUAUGGGCAGUGGUGCCGUGCACUGCAUACAUGUAAUGGCAAUUUCAGGUUCCCGUCUUGUAUUGUUGUUAGGGGGCUUCUAGCUGUAUGAUUUCAGGCUAGAUACCAUAUUUGUGAACUCAUUCUACCUACUGGCAGUAAGGAAGUUUUUAGGGAAGCUGAAGGAUGCGAUCUAUGGCUUGCUGAAAGUGUCAUUUGUUAGAAGUGGUUAGAAGAAUGCCGAUUGCCAAACGACCUGCUACCUAGUGUGCCAUAUCGGCAAAUUGUGCCGUCAGAUGACAACCGUCCAGUUGUGUACAAUGGUACCCUCGACUUUCUGCUGCACAUGACCUGUUGCGCCUGUUGAGGUGGCUUGUGAUUUUCAGAGCAAGCGCUUUGCUCACGACGCGGAAAAGAUUCAUCUAAUGCAACCUGGAUGAGUUGCUCCACCCCACCAGCCUGAAAGGGAUGUGGACCUGGCCUCCCCGCCGUCGGCACUUGAUCUUGACUGGACAUUUGGAUGCUUGCCCCUGUGAUGUGGGCAGUUUGCUUCUUGCUUACUUGAACUUUGUGGACUAGAUCAUCAUCACAUUUUAGUCUUUGAUUAGGUUGUAGUGCACUCUUGUCGGCUGAUCUUGGAGCCUUGCUUUGGUGGGAACAUCUGAUGUGAAAGUUGAGCGCUUU